Molecule: messenger RNA, 3839 nt
Organism: Oncorhynchus masou masou (cherry salmon)
Lineage: Eukaryota; Metazoa; Chordata; Actinopteri; Salmoniformes; Salmonidae
Gene: xab2
Product: XPA binding protein 2
Exons: 19
Coding region: 107-2656 (849 amino acids)
Biological process (GO): generation of catalytic spliceosome for first transesterification step; mRNA splicing, via spliceosome
Cellular component (GO): U2-type catalytic step 2 spliceosome; post-mRNA release spliceosomal complex; Prp19 complex
Molecular function (GO): protein binding
Source: RefSeq, a predicted model, not a curated record
UUCUACGUUCUGAACACGUUGGCAGAGUCAGGAAGUUUAGUAACAAUACAUACAUUUUGGGGUACUUUUCACACUACGGGCGUUAAUUUUGAUCUUAAAAACAAAAAUGCCCUCUCUAAAUGGAAAACCGGACGUCAUGUUUGAGGAAGAUGACCUGCCUUAUGAGGAGGAGAUCAUCAGGAAUCCGUACUCGGUCAAGUGCUGGAUGCGCUACAUCGAGUUCAAACAGAAUGGCGUCAAGUCAGUCCUCAACAUGAUCUAUGAACGAGCUCUGAAAGAGCUACCUGGCAGUUACAAGUUAUGGUACAACUACCUGAGAGAGAGACGGAAACAGGUCAAAGGGAAGUGCAUCACGGAGCCAGCCUACGAGGAGAUCAACAACUGCCAUGAAAGAGCACUGGUUUUCAUGCACAAGAUGCCGAGGAUCUGGCUGGACUACUGCCAGUUCCUGGUGGCUCAGUGUAAGAUCACCAGGAGCAGACGCACGUUUGACCGAGCACUCCGAGCCCUGCCCGUCACUCAGCACCCUCGCAUCUGGCCCCUGUACCUCCGCUUUGCCCGGAACCUACCCCUGCCUGAGACUGCCAUCCGUGUCUACCGCAGGUACCUCAAGCUGUCCCCAGAGAAUGCAGAGGAGUACAUAGAUUACCUGCGUUCCUGCAGCAAGCUGGAUGAAGCAGCAGUGCGACUGGCAGCCGUUGUCAACGAUGAGAGCUUUGUGUCCAAGGAGGGCAAGUCUAACUACCAGCUAUGGCACGAGCUGUGUGACCUGAUCUCUCAGAACCCAGACAAGGUGAACUCUCUGAAUGUUGGGGCAAUCAUCCGUGGAGGCCUCACUCGUUUCACAGACCAGCUGGGCAAACUCUGGUGCUCCCUGGCUGACUACUACAUCCGCAGUGGACAUUUUGAAAAGGCUCGUGAUGUGUAUGAGGAGGCCAUUUUGACGGUGGUGACGGUGAGAGAUUUCACCCAGGUGUUCGACAGCUACGCCCAGUUUGAGGAGAGCAUGAUCGCUGCCAAGAUGGAGACUACCUCCGAGAUGGGGAAAGAUGAAGAAGAGGACAUAGACCUGGAGCUGCGUCUGGCCCGCUUUGAGCAGCUGAUCGCUCGCAGGCCCCUCCUGCUGAACAGUGUGCUGCUCAGACAGAACCCCCACAACGUCCACGAGUGGCAUAAGAGGGUCAAACUGUACGAGGGGAAACCACGACAGAUCAUCAACACCUACACAGAGGCAGUUCAGACUGUGGACCCUGUGAAGGCUACAGGGAAACCCAGCUCUCUCUGGGUCUCUUUCGCCAAGUUCUACGAGGAGAACGAGCAGCUGGACGACGCGCGGACCAUCUUUGAGAAAGCCACCAAGGUGAACUACAAGCAGGUUGACGACCUGGCUGGCGUGUGGUGUGAAUACGGGGAGAUGGAGCUACGCCAUGAGAACUACGAACAGGCGCUACGUAUACUGAGGAAAGCAACUGCCAUCCCGUCCAAGAAGGCGGAGUACUUUGACGUGUCAGAGCCGGUGCAGAACAGAGUGUACAAGUCUCUGAAGGUCUGGUCCAUGCUGGCUGACCUGGAGGAGAGUAUGGGAACCUUCCAGUCCACCAAGGCGGUGUAUGACCGCAUCAUUGACCUGCGCAUAGCCACGCCCCAGAUAAUCAUCAACUAUGCCAUGUUCCUGGAGGAGCACAACUACUUUGAGGAGAGCUUCAAGGCAUACGAGCGCGGCAUCGCCCUCUUCAGGUGGCCCAACGUCUAUGACAUCUGGAACACCUACCUCACCAAGUUCAUCGACCGCUAUGGGGGCAAGAAGCUGGAGAGGGCCCGGGACCUGUUUGAGCAAGCGCUGGAUGGCUGUCCAGCCAAGUUCGCCAAGACCAUCUACCUGCUGUACGCCAAACUGGAGGAGGAGUUUGGGUUGGCGCGUCACGCCAUGGCGGUGUACGAAAGAGCCACGCAGGCGGUGGACAACACAGAGAGGCAUCACAUGUUCAACAUCUACAUCAAGAGGGCUGCAGAGAUCUACGGCGUCACCUACACCAGAGCUAUCUACCAGAAAGCCAUCGAGGUGCUUCCAGACGAACACUCCAGGGACAUGUGUCUGCGCUUCGCUGACAUGGAGAGCAAACUGGGCGAGAUCGACCGGGGACGAGCCAUAUACUCCUACUGCUCUCAGAUCUGUGACCCAAGGAUGACGGCCACGUUCUGGCAAACAUGGAAGGAGUUUGAGAUCCGCCAUGGGAACGAAGACACUAUCCGGGAAAUGCUGAGGAUCAAGCGUAGCGUCCAGGCCACGUACAACACACAGGUCAACUUCAUGUCCUCACAGAUGAUGAAGGCCACCACCAACGCCACCGGCACCAUCUCAGAUCUUGCCCCGGGCCAGAUGGGGCUGGAUGAUAUGAAGCUGUUGGAGCAGCAGGCCCAACUGCUGUCCGCCGAGGCUGAACAGGACAAACCCAAACUCAAAGAGAAGAUCCUCUUCGUCAGGAGUGACACGUCACGCAGUGAGCUGGCUGAACUGGCCAAACAAGCCAACCCUGAUGAGAUUGAUAUUGAUGAUGAGGAUGGUGAUGAAGACCAGGGCCCUGGGGAGGUGCAGCUGGAACAGAAGAGCGUCCCCACCGCUGUCUUUGGAGGGCUGAAAGAAGGAGAAGAUUGAAUACAGAUAUGACAUCACUGACGAGCUCCCUGGUCCACGAAUGGAGCCUUUUCAACCCCUGUAAAAUGUAUGAUGAGAAUAGAUUGUAUGGAAUGUGAACUUUGUCAUUGAUCUUUUCUUUGUUGUUGACUGUAAGGGUUCUUGCUCUACAUUCAUAGAUUGCCAAGUCUGCACCAGAUCUGUGAAUAAAAAUCAGAUUUAUGAAUAGAAUUUAAAUGUUCCUUAUUAAAAACAAUUGAAAUGCUCCUUCCUAAAAACAAUAUAAAUGCUCAUUUUCCUUCUAAACACGAGGACCAAGGCACACUUCAAAGAUAACAUGUUUAAAUUAGGAUGGCAUAUUCAAUAGAACAAAAUUGUUAAAACCUCUGACAUGUUUUGGCAUGACUUUUGUCAGAUAGUUUUUAUGAUUUUGUUCUAUUGAACAUGCUACAGUAUCAUAAUAAAGAGUGCCUUGGUCCUCAAAUUAACCCUUUAACCAAAGAGCGCCUUCAACCUACAAAGAUCUACUAGUAGUGUAUCCUAGUAGCACUUUUUAUCAUUCUUUCUACAAAUGCUCCUUGAUGUAGUGAUGCAUUAAAGCAAAACUAGCAUUGGUAGCACUGUGGCACUUUUCCUACAGUUGAAAUCACUGUUUGCUACAGUAUUGUAUGUCUUGGCAUUGCAAUUAUUUCAACCUGCAUGACAUUGAGCCUGUUCACAAUGGUUCUAUGAAUUUGAUGUGUAAACUGCUGACAUAACUCUUACUGUAAGUCCAACACUAUGACUGACCGGGUCUGUGCAGCAGUGCUUUGCUUCAGAAAGACAAAGGGGAGUUUCCUGCCCUAGAAAAACAGAGGGAGUAGUUAUGCUGGGUGAAUAGGGAAUAUUUAAUUGAUACUGGAGCUGGGAGUUGUAAGUAACAAGAGAUGCAUUUUACAGCCUUGUCAUGCUCCCAGGCUUAUUGUUUUUGAUUUUAAAAACUAGCACUCACACUAGCUGGAAUUCAACAAUUCUUAGGAAUCAGGAACGUGGCAUCCUAUAUUGGAUCUGAGCAGUAUGUUGUGUAUUAUAGCCUAAAGUUAUAUAAUUUACACUUCCACUUUAACUAACCCUUAAACCAGUUUUUUUUACUGAUUUGUUUGUAUUGUUAUGAAGGGAAAUUAAUAACCCUAGAACAGGAAAAUAAAUAGGCAUAGCAUUCUCU